AUGUCUCUCAAUGGGCUAGAUACUCCCGCCAUCGUCGAAGCCUAUCAGGGUGCCCUGGCCGACGCGGGUGGUUGGUUUCUGUUGCACUACAUUGCAAGGGAUGAAGUCGCCCUCCUCGAACGAGGCACCAGCGGGGUGCCCGAGGUGCGCAAUGCCAUCGAGAACUAUGAGGAGAUCUCCCCCUCUACGGCUUCUUGCAUUACCGGCGGAGGAAGGUCAUUCUGCGCUACAUGCCCGAGGGCUUGUCCCGGCUCAUUCAAGGUAGUGCUCGCUCACAUUGCUCCUCGAAGCAACGUCCAAUUCCAGUCUGUCCUUGACAAAUUCACCCCGAAUGAUACCGUGCUGCCCCUAUCCCAGGCCUCCGACCUCAAUGAAAGCGCCUUGUCCUCGGCCUGUCUUCUACACACAGCCUCGGGAUCAAUCACCUCUUCGUCCAGCUCUCUACGCCGUCGUCGCCUAAUGGAGAUCACUGAAGAUGCAGAGGAGAGUGGUGCCAAGGAGGAGACGAAGGCACAGUCGCCGCUGCAGCCUCCGCCAAAGGCUGAGUCAAGACAACGAUCUGGCAGUCAGAAAUCCGAGGCAACCAUUGUACCAACCCCUACCAUGUCGUCGGAGGUCGAGACACCCUCGCCCGACCUUCAGCCUCCUCCGUCUCGUGCCAGUUCCCGCGCUCCACCCUCGAUCGGGAGUAUGAGUGAAUCGCCCAGCACGAUAUCCCCAAAGUCUCCUGACUCGAGCUCGGAUCGUUCUCGGUACCGAAAUAUUUUGGAUGAAUUUCCUCGACCAUCGGAGGAAGUACGGAUGUCAACCCAGUCUGCACGGCCUUCAUUGCGGGAUCUAGAACGAGCGGCCGGGAUCACGCCUAAGGUCAAAUUGGGCCCUCGUCCGUCGGUUGACGGAAGUGGUCGGCCCCGGACUGCAGGAACCUCUCGGAAUCCAGAUCAACGACCCGUUGCCUCGAUGCCAGCCGGUAUGCGCUCCUCUUCCGUACGGAAGCCUCCCAGCAUCGAGGUUCCUCGUCCGCGAUCCCAGGGUAGCUCGUUCGCAACCAGACCCAACAGCCGAGCACCGCCUAUCCCGCCGUUACUCGUUCCCCCACCGUCCAUUCCGAUUUCUCGACCGCAACUGUCGCCGGGUGCCAAAUCAUUGGGCGCAUUAUCGACAUCUUCUGGGUUGACGCCGGAGAAAGAGCGAUUGAUGAAAGCAUUGCAGCAACGGAAGAAGCAGAUGGCCAAGCGAGCCGAGGAGACGAAAAAGAAGCAGGCUAUCCCGGAAGCGGACGAAGAAACUAAAACGCAGAAGGAGGCCACCCUGGACCAGGAGGAAAACAAAGAAAAUAUCAAUCUAGCAACUAAGCUGGACACACCGGAUCCUGAACCUCAGCACGCGACGGAACCAGAGUUGCAACCGGGGCCGGAAAAGCAGCAAGAAAACGAAGUAGCUGAGGAGCCUGUAGGGCCACAAGUUCAGGCUCCUGAACCACCCAUUGAGGGUCCUGAACUACCUGUUGAGGCCUCUAUCCCACCUUCCCAGGAACAGCCUACAGCAGAGGCCGAGAAAAAGAAUCUUGUUUAUCUCGAGUCUUCAAACCCUGAACCGAUAACCGACAUCGCGGUGACUGACUUCGAAGGCGGAUCAUGCUCCCAUACAUCGGCCCCCAGCGCUGACACUAUCUUCUCCACUGAAAUUACCGAUACUUCGUCAGAAGUUCUCAAGUCGGAGACACCGCAAACACUUCCCGAGGAGAUUUCCGAAGAAUCCACUGGGGACGAAACACACGUCGAACAUGCGGACUCCGCAGUUGUUGACCCAAUUGAGACUACGGACGACCUAUUACCCCCUAGCGUCAACGUCGAGGUCCCACUCGCCAAGGAUUCGGCAGACGUCCCAGACUCGACACCUGAAUUGGAAAAUGCUUCUCCUUUACAACAACUAGAGAUUCCAGCCGUCGCCGACGAACAACUGGACGAGAAGGAGACAGAUCUUCCGACGGAGAAUCCAGCAGCUGGAUCCCCUGAACUGGUCAAUGCUUCCCCAUCUGUGGACUCCCCGCCCAGCCCCGUAGCCGAGCCUACAGUCGCCCCUGUCUCCGUCUCAAUUGAUCCUGUCCCGCUUGAUGACUUUACGCCUGAGCCGCCUCGCACCACUAAAAACGAAUCUCUCCCCCUGGACCAAAGACGGAAGAUUCAUUUGGAGCCGAUCCAAGUUCUGACCCCAGAGUAUUCGGAUGACGAUCAACUUCUUUCGGAUGAUUCAUUCAUGGAGGAAUUAAGAUCUGCUACUGUGCAACAGGCUCGACCAGUCGCUGUCAAGUCUCCCAAUGGCGGUGAUCAGUCUUGGAGAGGAUCGCGGGCUGUGUCGAGCCCGUAUGGACUUCCUUCUCCAUCGGCCAUGCACGCACUAGCAGCUCGAUCUUUAUCAAGCUCGUACUCUGAAAAUGGGCCCGCUACCCCGGUUCUGAUGGCCAAGAAGAUCAACGUCUCCUCUGGUAUCUCGAAUCGCAUCAAGGCGCUGGAAAAGUUCUCUAGCCGGGAAGGCACCCCGUCGACUUCAACCCCUCCUGUGACUGGGCCAUCUGCGUCAUCAUCUUUUGAGAGUCUGCGCAAGCGUGCUUCCGUUUCAUUCCCCAACGGCGCGGCUCCGGAUUUCUCCCGCGCGCCGAGUGUGAACCACCAUGAGUCGCGUUCCACUCCUGCCAAUACGCGUCGCACUAACUCCAUUUCCGUCACGGCCCGCAUCAUCCGUGACACUGCUGUGUCGCCGGGGUCUUCUGGAGUCGAGCCUUCUGAGUCUGACGUCCUCAACCUUCAGGCCAGCCAACUGACUGUGGAACAUGGAACAGCCAAUGAACCACUCUCAAACAGCUCAACAUUCGACUCUUCCACCAACCUUUCGGAAAACCGGAGCAUGUCUAUCUCAUCCACAGGCUCGAGCCGUCAAGCCGCACAGGUAUCCAGUCGUCCUGCAAGCCGACUCUCGUUAUCAUCCCGUGCUAAGACCGAUGAGACUCUUCAGUCUUCGUCUCCUACAGAUGAAAAGAAAAGCUCGCGUGCGUCACGUCUGAUGCGCCGCAUGUCAUCCAUCACCUCGACAUCACGCCGCAGUAUUAUCGGAGCCUUAAGCCCAUCUGUGAAGGAGGAAGACGCCGUCACGUCACCCAUCAGUGAUUUUGCUAUUUCUCCGUCAUCCUCUCAUCCGCGCCUUGCAGAGCCCAUUGAUAUCGGCGAAGUCAAUGUCCAAUUCCCUGAAACUCUUCUCUGGAAGCGCAGGUUCAUGCGUAUCGAUGAGAAUGGGUACGUUGUUCUUGCGCCCGGGACCAACGACGCUACUGCUCGCAAUAUGACCAAGCGCUAUCACCUGACCGAGUUCCGAACCCCCUGCCUCCCAGAUGAGGAUAUGCAGGAGCUUCCAAAUAGCAUCCUGCUGGAUUUCCUGGACGGCAGCACGUUGCAAUGCGCCUGCGAGUCCCGACAGGGACAAUCUUGGACCCUAACGACUCUCGUCGACGCCCACAAUGCCCAUCGGCAAUAA
Molecule: messenger RNA, 3531 nt
Organism: Penicillium macrosclerotiorum
Lineage: Eukaryota; Fungi; Ascomycota; Eurotiomycetes; Eurotiales; Aspergillaceae
Exons: 4
Coding region: 1-3531 (1176 amino acids)
Source: RefSeq, a predicted model, not a curated record